Struthio camelus australis is the source of this 2208-nucleotide messenger RNA. RefSeq names its product SRY-box transcription factor 10 (gene SOX10). The record is from RefSeq and is a predicted model, not a curated record. Gene Ontology annotation, molecular function: DNA-binding transcription factor activity, RNA polymerase II-specific; RNA polymerase II cis-regulatory region sequence-specific DNA binding. Gene Ontology annotation, biological process: negative regulation of transcription by RNA polymerase II; peripheral nervous system development; enteric nervous system development. Lineage: Eukaryota; Metazoa; Chordata; Aves; Struthioniformes; Struthionidae. Gene Ontology annotation, cellular component: nucleus.
ACCAAGCCUCCCUCUAGGAAUGGCACUCGCCUGAGAGCUUCCCCGCGCAGAGCUCCUGUAAGCCGCCAGGGCUCAGAGGAGAGAACAGAGGGGCUAUUGGGAUACAAAUUACAGCCCUCGCAGGAUUUGCCAGGCACACCAGCCAGCAACUGAGAAGAAGGAUAUUGAGAAGGAAGAGAGACAGGGCUCAAGAGCAAUAAUGGCUGAUGACCAAGACCUUUCAGAGGUGGAAAUGAGCCCGGUAGGCUCUGAAGACCACCACUGUCUGUCGCCGGGACCCUCCAUGGCAUCAGACAACUCUCCUCACCUUGCUGGCUCUGGAAAUGGAGAAAUGGGCAAGGUCAAGAAGGAACAACAAGACUCAGAGGCGGAUGAUGACAAAUUCCCUGUGUGCAUCCGGGAGGCGGUCAGCCAGGUGCUGAGCGGCUAUGACUGGACCCUGGUACCCAUGCCCGUUCGGGUCAAUGGAAGUAACAAGAGCAAACCCCAUGUCAAGCGGCCCAUGAACGCCUUCAUGGUAUGGGCACAAGCUGCCCGGAGGAAAUUGGCUGACCAGUACCCGCACCUCCACAACGCAGAGCUCAGUAAGACCUUGGGGAAGCUGUGGAGGUUGUUGAAUGAAAGUGACAAGCGGCCCUUCAUUGAAGAGGCAGAGCGGCUGAGGAUGCAGCACAAAAAAGACCAUCCUGACUACAAAUAUCAGCCACGCCGGCGGAAAAAUGGCAAGGCCACACAAGGCGAGGGUGAAGGCCAAGUAGAUGGGGAAACUGGUGGGGCUGCCGCUAUCCAGGCCCACUACAAGAGCACCCAUCUGGAUCACAGACAUCCUGGGGAAGGGUCACCCAUGUCUGAUGGGCACCCAGAACACUCCUCAGGUCAGAGCCACGGGCCCCCCACACCUCCUACCACCCCUAAGACUGAGCUGCAGGCAGGCAAAGCCGACUCCAAACGAGAAGGGCGUUCUCUGGGGGAAGGGGGAAAGCCACACAUUGACUUUGGCAAUGUGGACAUCGGGGAGAUCAGCCAUGAAGUGAUGUCCAACAUGGAGACCUUUGAUGUCAAUGAAUUUGACCAAUACCUGCCGCCCAAUGGACAUGCUGGCCAUCCAGGCCAUGUUGGGGGCUACGCAGCAGCUGCGGCUGCUGGCUACGGCCUAGGGAGUGCCCUGGCUGCAGCCAGCGGACACUCUGCCUGGAUCUCCAAGCAACAUGGAGUCUCCUUGUCCACUGCCACGUCAUCGGUGGUGGACUCCAAAGCGCAGGUGAAAACAGAAGGGUCUGCCCCUGGAGGUCAUUACACUGACCAGCCCUCCACCUCCCAGAUAGCUUACACGUCCCUGAGUCUGCCUCACUACGGUUCAGCCUUCCCCUCCAUCUCCAGGCCCCAGUUUGACUACCCUGACCACCAACCCUCAGGACCCUACUACAGCCAUUCCAGCCAAGCCUCUGGCCUCUAUUCUGCCUUCUCCUAUAUGGGACCUUCCCAACGUCCCCUUUACACUGCCAUCUCUGACCCUACACCCUCCGUGCCACAAUCCCAUAGCCCCACACAUUGGGAACAGCCUGUGUAUACGACUCUCUCCAGACCAUAGGGAACGGGGAACAGUGACCAAAACAGCGACAGAAAGGCUCUGAAGAAUCAGCACAGGCAGAAGAGCCUCCGAACUCUGAGGUCAUUCAGUGUCAUCCAGCCACCAGAACCCACUGAGUAUCUGGAAUUGCCUUUCUUGACCCCAGCUAUCGCUGGCUCACCCGCCUACAGGAAGGUUUUUCGUCCUUUUGCCCUUACCAAUUUCACGCAGGCCAUCCGACUGGCUUGCAACACUUUAUUGGCCUUCUAGAUGAGGAGGAUUCUAGACAUGGAGUGACUGGUCUGUGGUGGGUUUCAUUGUGUGCACCCUGGACUGUAAGAUAAGACAGACUCUCCUUUUCUUCCCCUCCCCAGACUGCUCCAGUGAGUUAGCAAAUGUUUCCAAUAGGCCACAAUGGUCAACUCUUUGUCACCUGCUGUGGGUGAAGGGUGGUUGCUUAGGCACCUUGGUGAACAUGUUACGGCAGGAGUAGUAGGGAGGACGCACAGCCGGCUUCCUUGAGAUCAGUGUUGUGCAGCAGUCCUGCCUAAGAUUCACACAUGCAGGAAUCUUGAUCCCCGUUGGAAGACCAACUUAUGCUUGCUUCCCCGCUCAUUUCCACAGCUGCACCCUAGCUU